AUGACCAAAAGUAACGCCAAUAUAUUUCUAAAGAGACCAGAAACAGUUCUGAAAUAUUUGGGCCUAUGGCUCCUCCCGACGAAAUAUGUUGUUCUGCACACAAUCUACACAAUAUUUAUCAUGUUCACGCAGUAUUCUUUCAUAGUUCUAGAGGUUAUUUAUAUAGUAGUCGUUUGGGGGGACUUGGAGGAAGUAUCCGAGGCUUCCUAUUUGCUUUUCACCCAAGCUUCGGUCUGCUAUAAAACCACUGUCUUUAUUUUUACCCGAAGCAACUUAAAACGCUUGCUAGAUUUUAUGGAUACUGAAAUGUUUUCAUCGCAAUCUGCAGCUCAUGACAGAAUUUUGCAUACGGAGGCUGGAAAAAUAAAGAGAUUGACUGCGAUAUUCCUGACCAGCGCUACCACAACUUGUACUCUUUGGGCCAUCAUGCCGUUGUUCGACUCGGCAGAAAUAAGACAUUUUCCAUUCAAAAUUUGGAUGCCUGUCGACACGCAGAAGUCACCGCAUUACGAAGUGGGGUACUUUUACCAAGUGUCGUCAAUUUACAUAAGCGCUUUCCUGUUCUUCGCGGUGGACAGCACGACAUUGUCGAUGAUUAUAUUCGGACGGGCGCAGUUGAAAAUCGUCAUCGACAAAAUAAAGCAGUUACAAAGUGUACCGAUAGUCGAUAAAUCGCAAGAAAAACAACAAAAGUGGUUAAACAAUAAUAAAUUAUUUAACGAAUGCAUAAGCCAGCAUCAGCUCGUUAUAAGGUUUAUUCAAAUAUUGGAAGACACAUAUCACGCCAACAUAUUUUUCCAACUCAGCGGGUCUGCUAUGAUUAUCUGCAUCAUCGGUCUCCGCAUAACCAUUGCUGAGCCAAGCGGCGUCCAAUUCUACUCAAUGAUCACUUACAUGGGGACGAUGCUGUCGCAGCUGCUGCUCUACUGCUGGUGCGGCCACGAACUCACUUCUACGAGUGAAGAACUCCGCAUGUGGUUGUACCAAAGUCCUUGGCACGAGCAGGACGCCAAGUUUCGUCGUACUCUGAUCAUCGCAAUGGAGCGUAUGAAAAAGCCUAUCAUCUUCAAAGCCGGGCACUACAUACCGCUGUCACGACCUACCUUUGUUUCUAUACUUCGAUCAUCAUACUCUUAUUUUGCAGUAUUAAAUCAAGCUAAUAACAAAUAAAUAUGGCGAGGACAUUUAUGUUUGUCCAUUAGUAUAAUAACUAAUGUAUUAAAAUAAUAACUAAUAAUUUAAUAGGCCCCUUUAGAAGUUGUUACAAAAGACACAUUAGUUGUAUAUUGUAUGAACCGAUACUAGCUAAUUGUGUACUAAUCACAACAUUGUCUAAUCAUAGUUUAGGGCGAAGUAAAUUCCGUUAAUGGCGUAAUAUGGUAAUAACUCCUAAUGACAACCAAAUUGAUAAAGGUUUUGAAGGCAAUAUUAUAUUAUUAACUAAUUCAGCAAACAUUCACGUCAAAAAGUUAAU
Messenger RNA from Aricia agestis (brown argus), 1474 nucleotides. RefSeq names its product odorant receptor 43a-like (gene Or-41). Lineage: Eukaryota; Metazoa; Arthropoda; Insecta; Lepidoptera; Lycaenidae. Bases 1 to 1170 code for a protein of 389 amino acids. Gene Ontology annotation, cellular component: plasma membrane. The record is from RefSeq and is a predicted model, not a curated record. Gene Ontology annotation, biological process: sensory perception of smell; detection of chemical stimulus involved in sensory perception of smell. Gene Ontology annotation, molecular function: odorant binding; olfactory receptor activity. The transcript is spliced from 8 exons.